UCGUGCAGGGGCUGGGAGCAGGUGCUCCGCAGACCUCUCCAUUGGGCAGCUCCGGUGAACCACUCCGGCUACAAGCUGUUGCGGCCUAGCUGCUCCAGCGGUGAGCUGCUGUGGGAUGCACUAGCGGGCAGCUGCUCCGGCGUAGUGCGCUGCUUCGGCAGGCACCUACUGCGGCGUAGCUGCUUCAGCGGGCAGCUGUUGCGGUUUCGCUGCUCCGGUGGGUAGGUAUUGCAGCCUGCUUCGACGGGCAUCUGUUGUUGCCUGCUCCGGCUGCCAGCUCCGUCAGCUGCAGCGGCGGCCAGCUGCGGGUGUCUACAUCGGCGACGAGUUGGUGCUAGGGCGGCUACUUCAGCUACUUAGAGAUGGACAGAACGUUGAUUCAUGCUACUCGGUUCAGCGAUGCCUUCACCGACGGUGUUGAUCAGUUUAUGUCUUUGGUUCGAGAUAGAUUCCACGAGGACGAUGCUAUACUUUGCCCAUGUUGCAAUUGUCUGAAUCAGUUUUCACAGAGUCAGAAUGAUGUGCAUGACCAUAUCUAUCUCUUUGGGAUGUCAGCUACAUAUACUCGAUGGGUACACCAUGGAGAAGUUGUUGUUGCUGAGAUUGUGGAAUAUGUAGAGGAUGCAAAUGAACCUGGUCAUCUAGGUGAUGUGUUGGAUGUGGAUGAGCCCGACAAUGAAGAUGAGGGUACGACAGAGAUCCUUGCAUACCUAUAUACAGUUGCAGAAGAAGAUGGACAACAGCCUAUGUUUGUAAAAGUUCUUGAAGAUGCAAAACAUGCUCUUUGCCCAGGUUCUAUUCAGUCUAGGUUCUCUUUUCUAGUCAGAAUGCUACAUAUCAAGUCAGUCUAUAGGAUCAGCAACACAACAUUCAGUGCAAUAUUGAAGUUAUUGUCAAGGUCAUUCCCUAAUUGUGAUCUUCCAGAUUCAUAUGACAAAGCACAGAAGUAUCUCAAAGAAUUAGGCCUUGGAUAUGAGUUAAUCCAUGUUUGUGACAAUAAUUGUGUGUUAUUUUGGAAGGAUCUUGCUAAUCUGGAAAACUGCCCAAAAUGCAAGGAAUCUAGGUGGGUAGAUGUAGAUGGUGCCAAACGGCUUCCUAAAAAGAUUUUGAGAUAUUUUCCUCUUAUACCCAGGUUGAAGAGGAUGUUUGCAAACAAAGCAACAUCUGAGGAGAUCCGGUGGCACAAGGAUCAGUGGGUUCCUGUGGACAAUGAAAUGAGCCAUCCAGCCGAUAGCGACGCCUGGAAAGACUUUGAUGAUGUGUAUCCAAGCUUUGUUGAAGAUGCAAGAAACCUAAGUCUUGGUUUAGCUACUAGUGGGUUCAAUCCAUUCGGGAACAUGAACACAACUUAGCAUGUAGCCAGUACUUUUAAGGUAUUUAAUCUACCUCCAUGGUCAUGCACCGAUGUAUCCAACACAUAUGAGAGAAUUCCCUAUUUGA
Setaria italica (foxtail millet) is the source of this 1440-nucleotide messenger RNA. RefSeq lists its product as uncharacterized. Lineage: Eukaryota; Viridiplantae; Streptophyta; Magnoliopsida; Poales; Poaceae. The transcript has 2 exons. The coding region runs from base 363 to 1352 and encodes 329 amino acids. The record is from RefSeq and is a predicted model, not a curated record.